Hemicordylus capensis (graceful crag lizard) is the source of this 3894-nucleotide messenger RNA. Its product is annotated as zinc finger protein 91-like. Gene Ontology annotation, molecular function: RNA polymerase II cis-regulatory region sequence-specific DNA binding; DNA-binding transcription activator activity, RNA polymerase II-specific. Gene Ontology annotation, biological process: regulation of transcription by RNA polymerase II. NCBI's taxonomy places the organism in Eukaryota, Metazoa, Chordata, Lepidosauria, Squamata, Cordylidae. The record is from RefSeq and is a predicted model, not a curated record. The transcript has 4 exons. Gene Ontology annotation, cellular component: nucleus. Bases 904 to 3246 code for a protein of 780 amino acids.
GAAGGAGGAGCCUCCCGAGGGAAUGGAAAAUUAAAGGGCCCGCCGCGGCGGUGGGCGGGCUGGGGCUGUGUGUCAUGUGAUUGAGGUCUUCUUGAAUGGAUGGAUGUGGGUGAUGACGCGACGACGAUGGUGGACGGCUGGACGUGAUGACGCACAGACGCAGCCACGCACGCUCCCGCUCUGGCUUUUGUGCUUUUUUCCUCCUUGGGGAAGUCCGGAGCUGGGGGCGCGAGGAGUGGAGCCCCGCCUGUUGCGGAGAAAGCACCCGCCCAGCCGGGACUCUUCCUAGCUGGAUGCUGAAGGCUUUGCCUCCAGAGAGAGGGAGCAUCUGGACUUCCAGGUUCCGGCUUGGAGGGUCUUUGGGGUGACGUGUGCUCGGCAGGGGGUCUGCUCCAACACAGUCCCCACCGGGAGGCCUGCUCUGCCAGCCCAGGGAGAGAGACUCUUGGGCACCAGGAUAUGACAGUCUGAGGUCUGGUGCAAGAGGAGAGAGCUGCAUGAGAUGUCACCUGUGUUCUUAAAUACACAGUGACCACCUGCCCAACCGGAAGGACUCCUUACUGGCUACUGAACUCUUUGGAGGAAGAGGAAGCAGGUGAGAGGAAAAAUGAGGAGAAAUCCAGUGGAGAAUUUAUGGGUGUUGCCAAAAAGAGGGGACAAUACAAACUGAAAAUUCGAGCAAAAGGGAAGAACUGAAAUGGAUCAGGUGUUUUUCUCAGCAUGGAGCAGAAAAAAAUAAUACAGAAGGAAAGAGAAAGAAGCCUGUGCAAGCUAUUUAAGAGAAGCUUCCCUUUUGAACCAAGCUUUGAACCUCAGGCCGAAAUACAAAGAGGUGACAAACUACAAAUGCUAUGAAUGCGGAAAGAGUUUCAACACGAGUAGACUCUUAUUAGACACUAUAGAAUGCACACUGGGGAGAAACCACAUAAAUGCUUGGAAUGUGGAAAGAGCUUCAGCACCAGUGGAGCUCUUGUUUUACACCAUAGAACCCACACUGGGGAGAAACCAUAUAAAUGCUUGGAGUGUGGAAAGAGCUUCAGCACGAGGGGAGCUCAUACUGUACACUAUCGAACCCACACUGGAGAGAAACCACAUAAAUGCUUGGAGUGUGGAAAGAGCUUCAUUACAAGUAGAGAGCUUACUAUACACUAUCGAACCCACACUGGAGAGAAACCACAUAAAUGCUUGGAGUGUGGAAAGAGCUUCAUUACGAGUGGAGCUCUUACUAUACACUAUCGAACCCACACUGGGGAGAAAUCACAUAAAUGCUUUGAGUGUGGAAAGAGCUUCAUUACAAAUGGAGCUCUUACUAUACACUAUCGAACCCACACUGGGGAGACACCACAUAAAUGCUUUGAGUGUGGAAAGAGCUUCAGCACGAGUGGAUCUCUUAAUCGACACCAUAGAACUCACACCAGGGAGAAACUAUACAAAUGCUUGGAGUGUGGAAAAAGCUUCAGCCAGAGUAGAUGUCUUACUUUACACCAGAAAACCCACACCAUGGAGAAACCACAUAAAUGCUUGGAGUGUGGAAAGAGCUUCAGUGAGAGAGGGUAUCUUACUAGACACAGCAGAAUCCACACUGGGGAGAAACCCCACAAGUGCUUUGAGUGUGGCAAAUGCUUCAGAACAAGUAGUAACCUUACUGUACAUAAUAUAACCCACACUCGGGAUAAACCACAUAAAUGCUUGGUGUGUGGAAAGAGCUUCGGCUACAGAGGAUAUCUUACUAUACACCAUAGAACCCACACUGGGGAGAAACCACAUAAAUGCUUGGAGUGUGGCAAGAGCUUCAGGGAGAGAGCAAAACUAAUUAUACACCAUAGAACCCACACUGGGGAGAAACCACAUAGAUGUUUGGAGUGUGGAAAGAGCUUCAGGCAGAUCGGAGAUCUUACUAUGCACCAUAGAACCCACACUGGGGAGAAACCACAUAAAUGCUUGGAGUGUGGCAAGAGCUUCAGUGAGAGAGGAAAACUAACUAUACACCAUAGAACCCACACUGGGAAGAAACCACAUAAAUGCUUGGAGUGUGGAAAGAGCUUCAGCCAGAGAGGAAAUCUUAUUACACACCAUAGAACCCACACUGGGGAGAAACCACAUAGAUGUUUGGAGUGUGGAAAGAGCUUCAGGCAGAUCGGAGAUCUUACUAUGCACCAUAGAACGCACACUGGGGAGAAACCACAUAAAUGCUUUGAGUGUGGAAAGAGCUUUACCCAGAGAGGACACCUAAAUAUACACAGCAGAACCCACACUGGGGAAAAACCACAUAAAUGCUUUGAGUGUGGUAAGAGCUUUAGCAUGGGUGGAGAGCUUACUAUGCACCAUAGAACCCACACUGGGGAGAAACCACAUAAAUGCUUGGAGUGUGGAAAGAGCUUCAGCACGCGUAGAAUGCUUACUAUACACCAUAGAACCCACACUGGGGAGGAACCACAUAAAUGCUUGGUGUGCGGAAAGAGCUUUGGCUACAGAGGACAUCUUAUUGUACACCAUAGAACCCACACCGGGGAGAAACCACAUAAAUGCUUGCAGUGUGGCAAGAGCUUCAGCACGAGUGGAAAGCUUACUAUUCACAAUAGAUCCCACACUGGGGAGAAACCACAUAAAUGCUUGGAGUGUGGAAAGAGCUUCAGCACCAGUUGGGCUCUUACUUCACACCAUAGAGUGCAUACUGGGGAGAAACCAUAUAAAUGCUUGGAGUGUGGAAGGAGCUUCAGCACAAAUGGAAUUCUUACAUCACACCGUAGAACACACACUGGGGAGAAACCAUAUAAAUGCUUGGAGUGUGGAAAGAGCUUCAGCCAUAGGCGCAAUCUUACUAUACACAAUAGAACCCACACUGGGGAGAAACCACAUAAAUGCUUGGUGUGUGGAAAGAGCUUCAGCCAGAGUGGAGGUCUUACAUCACACCAUAGAACCCACACUGGGGAGAAACCACAUAAAUGCUUGGAGUGUGGAAAGAGCUUCACCUGCAGAGGACAACUAAUUAUACACAGCAGAACCCACACUGGGGAAAAACCACAUAAAUGCUUGGAGUGUGGAAAGAGCUUCUGCAGUCGUGGAUCUCUUAAUAAGCACCAUAAAACCCAUACAGGGGAGGAACGACAUACAUGUUUGGAGUGUGGCAAGAGCUUCAGCCAGAAAGGAAACCUGAUUAGACACAAUAGAACCCACACUGGGGAUACACCACAUCAAUUUUUUGAGUGUGGCAAGAGCUUCAGUGAGUUUGAAGUUCUUAAUUAACAUCAUAGAACUGAUAAUGAGGAGAAGCCACAAAUCUAUUCAGCUUUGGUGAUGCCAGCUAGGCCGAAUUGGGUACCCGAGCUGGACAAACGGGCACGACAGCUGGCCCGGAACAUGAAACUAUGACCAGGAUAAGAACAUGGAGGGAUAAGCAGAGUUUCUAAAUGCACAACUGACCGAGACUCAACAGUUAAUCACAACCUUAAACACGUGGGUUCCCUCUCCCCCCCGCUGGCCUUCCUCAUCACCGUCGCGGCCAAGUAACUGAAGCAUGUUCAGCCUUUUCGGGCUUCCGUAAGAGCGAUUGGCUCUCCAGAAGAGCAAACGGGCAAAGAGCAAAUGGCAUAAGACCGCUCGCUCUCGGACCCGCAAAAGGCCUUUUUGGUAGCUGCCCCACUUCUCUGGAACUCUCUUCCCCUUCAGAUUCUUUUAGUCCCUUCCUUACUGAUCUUCAGAUCUCUAUUGAAGACUUUUCUUUUUCGCCAGGCUUUUGCCCUGUAGUUUAUCUAUUUGUUUUUUGAUAGUUACUCUAGUAUUUAGAUUGUAAUUUUUAAUGUUGCUUUUUUGGCAUGUUUUGGUGCACCAAAAGUCUUCGGAGUGGGCGGUAUAUUAAAUGUUUCUAAUAAAUAAAUAAAUAUAGUGGAUGGA